This is a messenger RNA of Paramacrobiotus metropolitanus, 1301 nucleotides long. RefSeq lists its product as uncharacterized. The transcript has 2 exons. Lineage: Eukaryota; Metazoa; Tardigrada; Eutardigrada; Parachela; Macrobiotidae. The record is from RefSeq and is a predicted model, not a curated record. Bases 157 to 1116 code for a protein of 319 amino acids.
GCCUCCACAAUAUAAUAGCCCAGUAUUAAUAAUGACAGUGCUGCUGUAUUGUAUAUCGUCUUGGCGGUAGUAACCAGCAGACAGUUCCGAGAAGAUUGGACAGUGUACGCGACCGGCUAGUAUAGUGUGUCGGAACCCGAAAGAUUAUUUAGGGAAAUGUUUGCACAUUUCCCGUUUAGUACGUGCUUCAAUCAUAUUCUUUCCAUGCUGCGGAUACGGGUGAUUUUCGGCUGGCUCCUGUGCGGCCUGUGCGUGUGGCAGCCCGACAUCCAGUGCAGCGCCUGCUCGUCACAGAAGACCGGGAACCACUCGUGGAAUGAAACAGUGGAUUUCAAAAUGGAGCGGGCGCUGGAAAAUAAGGAGGACGACCUGGUCACCCUGCCGUUCCCGUUUCCACCGGUGGCGACAACCCCGGCGCCUCCGUCCGGCAGCGUGCUGCGACCGCAUCUGGGGGAGGACGCGUCGUUCCCCUGCCCGCUCCCCGUGGGCGGGAACCCCUCCGGCAUCAUCUGGACCGUCCAGGGCCGCACCGUCUUCGAGCACGGGCAGCCGGUGGACCUGUCGACCCACUACGAAUUCGCCCAGUGGGACGACGUCGCGGUGCUCCGCAUCCGCCACGUCGCCCUGGCGUCCAGCGGGGAGAUCGUCUGCCGCCUGGAAGAGGGUAACCGGAAGUCCAUCCUGCGGCGCUUCACCCUGAUCCCGAGGGUUACGCGGGCCGCCGAGGUCUUCGCGACCCCCCUCGCGUCGCACCACGAGGCGGCGGUCGGCGCUAGUCUCACGAUCAGCUGCCCGGUGCGGUUGCCGCUUUCGCCGGAGGUCGUGGAGGAUCUGGACGGGCGUUAUCUGUGGCGCCACAACGGCUGGCUGGUUAAUAUGACGCGCGAGGCGCAGUACAUGACGCCGGGAAUGCCGGCUGGGUGGACGCGGCGGAGGGUCACCGCCGACCCGGGCCCCCUAAAGAACGAGGAGGGCGGGUCGUUCAUCUUUAAUCUCGAGUUUUCGGUGGUCCGGCUGGGGGAUCGUGGCAUUCUGGAGUGCUGGUUCCGGCCGCAUAAACACCUCCAAGAAUGGAUCGUGCAGUCCACAAAUCUGGAGGUGGAGAUAAAACCCUAGGUGGCGGCUUUUCUGGUCACUGUAUUAAAGCGUGUACAGCGUGUGCAAUGUAGAUAUAAUUCUGUGCGAUACCUAACCACAGCUCACUGUAUACAUACAUGAUACGUGUACUGUAUUUAGUCAGAUUGUAAGGCCAAAUAAAUAAAGAAACGAGAAAACUUAAAGUUUUGAGUGACAGUUUAAGC